AUGCUGACUACGUGCGUCGUAUUUCCCUCUCCACACGCCUCCAGAAGCUGUGAGAGCCAUUCGAAAUAAACAAGAACGACGGGGGCCAUUGUGUCACUAGCCCAAGUGGCCAGUAUCACGUUUAUCACCAUUCGAGGAAGAGAGGGGUACCACCCUACCUAAGUUGGCAUCAACAAAGCCCCAAAUCUCACAUUAUUUAUUUAUUUUGUUACAUAUGCUUACGUUUAUUUUUUUGACUUUUUCCACAAUCUGAACUCCACCUCUACCAAAUAAGCGCAAACACACUGAGACGUGAGCAAACCCAACUCAUGGUCCUGUUUCCCCACACUCCCCUCCCAAUGGCUGGUCCAUAGUCAGGGCCCCAACUGAACUACAAACUGACUGCUGUACUCCUUGGCCGGCUACCACAACCCCCCUUACCCACACCAUCCGCUUCAACCAUGGCCAGCAAGAGGAAAUCCACCAUUCCCUGUAUGAUCCCCCAUAAGACCAUGCACCUCCGGGAGGAGCUGGAGCAGGACUCAUGCCUGUCAGACCCUCUUUCCCUCCUCCGACAGGCCCGGGAACAGGGCUACCCCUCUAUGGGUGCGAGCGGUAACGGGCAGAGCCCCCGGGAGAGAUCCCCAGGCAAAUCCUCCAGGCCUGAGGGGGGCAAAGAUGGGUGUGGCACCUACACUUGCAGGCCGUGUAACUUUGAGACUCAGGACCUAAACCUGUUCCUGGACCACGUCUACAGUGGCCACCCGGACUUCAGGGCUGACCCCAGCUUCCAGUGCGUGGACUGUGGGGUGUCAGCGGCCAAGUUUGAGGGCUUGGCCCUGCACAAUGCCCAGGUCCACCCCAGCACAGUGUGCACCACCCUGCAGCUGAGGAGGAGGGACAGGAGGGUGGUGGUGGAGCAGAGUCUGGUGACAGGGUCAGAGACCGGGAGGGACACAGAGAUCACCAUCACAAAGACCCCCAUCAUGAGGAUGAUGAAAGGGAAGUCAGAGUCCAAGAGGUUUGUGGUGUCCCAUUCCUCUCCUGAUGAACACUCCCCAGACCCCCCCCCCAUCUCUAAGUCCAAGGAGAUGGAGAGAAAAGAGACCCCCACAGUGACGGUUACCCACGUUCCAACCAUAGUGCACAACGGGACAGCCACCAAGGUCACGCUCCCCUCUGCUAUCCAGAUAGUGAACGGCUCGGGGGCUCUGCCCAUGCUCAAAACUGCCAUCACACAGGUGGUGUCAGUGGUCCAGAACAGGAACGUCUACCAUCAGACAGCUCCCAUUACAGUGUCCACUGCUCUCUCCUCCUCCACGUCCUCCUCAUCCACCUCCAAGAACAUGCCCAAGGUGAUGAUCCCUCUGAGCAGCAUCCCAACCUACAGCGCCUCUAUGGACUCUUCCUCCUUCCUCAAGACGUCCUUCAGUAAGUUCCCCUAUCCCACCAAGGCAGAGCUCUGCUACCUCACCGUGGUCACCAAGUUCCCAGAGGAGCAGAUCAACAUCUGGUUCACCGCCCAGAGACUCAAGCAGGGCAUCAGCUGGUCUCCAGAGGAGAUAGAGGAGGCCAGGAAGAAGAUGUUCAACACCAUCAUACAGACAGCUCCCCCUAGCACCCAGUACCAGCCAUUGAGCCAGACCCACCACAGUCCAGCCCAGCACACCAUCAGGGUCCUGCCUGCCUCUCUGGGGCCUACAGGGAUCCCUCACAUCCUCCAGGGCUCUCUGGUGGGUCAGGGAGGGGUGAUUGUCACCCAGCCCAUGAUGGCCAACAGCAUCCAGGUCAACAGUGCCCCCAUGGCCCUGGCGGUCACACCCAAGCACCAGGCUGCAGCCCGCCCUAUGAUGCAGGCCCGGCCUGCUGCCGCCCUAGUGGCCGAUAAGGGGAUCAGCAUGGUGGUGGAGAGCAGUAGUAUUGGAAACAUCAUCAUCAGUAGCCGUAGUAGUAAUAGUGGAGGGAGUACUAGUAGUAUCAGUAGUACUAGUAAUAGUAGAAAUGGUGCAGGGAGUAGUAUUAGUAGUACUAGUAAUGGUGGAGGGAGUACUAGUAGUAGCCGUAGUAGUUACAAUAGCAGUAGUUUCAGCAGCCAUGCUAGUGUUAUUAACCUUAGCUUUGGCAACAACAGGGGGAACAGCAUUUAUAGCAAUGGAAAAGUCAUCAACGCCAAUGGUAAAAUCAACCAUGCUAUUGCUAAUCUCAGUGGGAAAAGCAACAGUAAUGUUAUCAGCAUGGUUAAAAGCAGCAGCACUGACAGUAGAUGCAACAGCAGCAGUACUAUUGCUAAUCUCAGUGGGAAAAGCAACAGUAAUGUUAUCAGCAUGGUUAAAAGCAGCAGCACUGACAGUAGAUGCAACAGCAGCAGCACUAUUGCUAAAAUGAUAAGUGAAAGUCAAGUAACCGCUGAUAUUAAAAGCACCAUGGACAACAAACCCAACAGCAGCAAAGAUACUAACAGCAGCAGCUUGAGCAACAAGAAAACAAUCACCACAACCAGUGGCCCCACAGCCACAACUACCCCUACUGCCACCACCACCAGUAACCCCACCAGUAACCCCACCACCACCAAAACAGAGGCGGCAUCUUCCCCCUCCACCAAACCUUCCUCCUCAUCUUCUCCGGCGCAGAGCGGGAGCACAGACGCCAGUGGAACCCCCAGCUCCAGAACGCUCCCCAACACCUUCCUGGACCCCGGCUUCUACAAGAGCAAGAAGACCGUGGAGCAACUGAGCGCGCUCAAAGAGAGCUUCACCAACAACCAGUUCCCCAACCAGGAAGAGGUGGACCGUCUCAUCUCCUUCACCAGCCUGACCGUGCGCGAGGUCCGUAAGUGGUUCAGUGACCGCCGCUACCACUUCCGCAACCUCAAGGGGGGGCGUUCGAGCACGGGCGGUCAGGGGGGUGCUAGCGCAACGACCACACCCGGGUCAGCUAGCGCAACGACCACACCCGGGACGCCCCGUGGUAACAGUGCUACCCCCAUGGACCUCUCGGACACUGCCACUCCCAGUGAGAAUACUAAAACCUCCCAGCAGGGGUUGGCAGCCCUCAGCCCCCCUCCCUCACAGACACCCACCUCCCCCACCACCCCGUCCAGACGGCCACCCAGACCCCCCUCCCCAGACUUCACAGCCAUCCGCUACAAAGAGAGGGACCCUCAGCAGGUGAGGGCGCUAGAGGCCAGCUUCAGCCAGGACCCUGACCCACCUGGAGAGGAGGUGGACCGCCUCCGGGCAGAGACCAAAAUGACCCGUAGAGAGAUCCACGGCUGGUUCGCUGAACGCAGGAAGAGAGUCGCUGCUGAGAAGAAGAAAGAGGAGUUGGAGAGGGCGGAGCAAGCGGAUGAGAUGGAAGCAGGGGGAGGGGAGGAGGGAGUUAAGAGUAAGGAUGAUGUCGGGGUGAAGAAAGAGGAGGAUGGUUCAGGCUCCGAGCUGAAGGUGAACCCCAUUAAGAUCAACCUGAAGAUGCUCAAAGUGACUGAGUCAGAUGGCAAACUGGAGUCUGAGGGAGGGCAGGCAGAUAGCCCCACCAUGCCUAACCUGUCUCCCUCCACAGACCCAACAUCAACCCCCACCCUUACCCCUGCUCCAUCCACAAUUCCAAGUCUAACCCCAAAGCCAUCUCCAUCGCCUAAACCCUCCCCCUCUACAGCACCAUCUUCCACCCCUGCCCUCAAGCCCUCUGCGUCCCCCAAACCCUCCCCUAUCCGGGGUAAGAAGACGUUAGAGCAGCUCCACCUCCUGAAGCAGGUGUUUGUCCGGACCCAGUGGCCCAGCGCAGCCCAGUAUGACGAGCUGAUAUCUUCCACAGGGCUGCCCAGGCCUGAGGUAGUGCGUUGGUUCGGGGACUGUCGCUACGUGCAGAAGAACGGCCAGCUUAAGUGGCUGGAGGCCUACCAGACCAUGGUCCUGAAGGAGGACUUCCAGAGGGGAGACACUCAGAUGCUCAAGGCCCAUCUGGAGGCCCACGGGAGUCUGGAGGAAGAACAGGUGUUGGAGCUGGCCCAGGCUAGUGGGCUGACCGAAGAGCUGGUACGACGCUGGUUCUCUACCCAGGCUCCUAUACUGCUGCAGGGGAAGGACAGUGCUGUUGCAGCCACAGAGGAGACACCCGUGGCAGGGGGAAUAACACACAACCCAGCACCCAUGGUGGAAGGAUCGUCAGAGCCGGUUCAAGGUGAGGAGAAGAUGGAACAGUCGGUGUGUGGAGGAGCGAAAGAUGAGAGGAGCGUGGACCCCAAGGCUGUGAAUCCUGAGAAAGGAACAGACUGAGGGGCCUUUGUCUAGAUGGGGGUCUCCCAAACCCCUCCCCCGGUGCACGUUUUGGUUUUUGCCCUAGCACUACACAGCCGAUUCAAAUCAUCAAAGCUUGACGAGUUGGUUGUUUCCAUCAGCUAUGUAGCGCUAGGGCAAAAACCAAAACGUGUGCUCCUCCGAGGACCGAGUUUGGGAGACCCUGGUCUCGGGGUAACCCAGAGAGACAAUGCAGGUGGUCUUGUGAGUGCAUGACAGCAGAUGUGAUUGUAACUGGAUCACUAGAAAUGGACCCUGAACUCCUCCCCCCCCCACCACACACACACACACAACCACCCCUUUUACUGGGGAUGGACAUUGAACCCCCAACCCUCCGCUAUACUGAAGAUGGCCUCCUGCCUGCUUUCCAUUUUUCCUACACCCUCACAUCCUCUAAUCUGCCAUUUUCUUCAAAACUAGUUCCAGUUGAGACUCAAGUGCAGAAUUUGCUGAGGAAGGGGGGUGUUUCUCUCUCCCCAUCCUCUCCUGCAAAUGGAGGGAGAGGAGAAAAGGGGAGAGGUGUGGUUGGGAUUUUGACUCCAGCAGAUGUGGGGUGUUUAAAAAUCAAAAUCUGACUGGACAGAUGUCGACCAAUCCAAUCCUCCAGUGGGAGGAUCACUGGUUUGAGGGAGGGGAAGAGACUGACUGUAUACAAUAGGUUUUUGGUACUGGGGUAGGAGAAAUUGCACAGGUUUUUUUUUUUUUUUUAAAGGAGACUUGAGGUGAAUAUUAGAUGUGUCUUUGUUUUAACAUCAAGUGCUUCUGUUCUGUAUGUCAUGGAUCUUUCUUAAACUGUAACAUCUUGACUGACUGUAAAAGUUCCAACAUACUUAGGCCUGUUGUAUACUUUUUACAGAUAUUUGCAGAAUAAACAAUGUAACAAAUUGG
Oncorhynchus tshawytscha (Chinook salmon) is the source of this 5162-nucleotide messenger RNA. RefSeq names its product zinc fingers and homeoboxes 3 (gene zhx3b). Gene Ontology annotation, cellular component: nucleus. Gene Ontology annotation, molecular function: DNA-binding transcription factor activity, RNA polymerase II-specific; DNA binding. The record is from RefSeq and is a predicted model, not a curated record. Gene Ontology annotation, biological process: regulation of transcription by RNA polymerase II. The transcript is spliced from 7 exons. NCBI's taxonomy places the organism in Eukaryota, Metazoa, Chordata, Actinopteri, Salmoniformes, Salmonidae. The coding region runs from base 441 to 4253 and encodes 1270 amino acids.